Molecule: messenger RNA, 2083 nt
Organism: Dendroctonus ponderosae (mountain pine beetle)
Lineage: Eukaryota; Metazoa; Arthropoda; Insecta; Coleoptera; Curculionidae
Product: katanin p60 ATPase-containing subunit A-like 1
Exons: 7
Coding region: 216-1769 (517 amino acids)
Biological process (GO): microtubule severing
Cellular component (GO): microtubule cytoskeleton
Molecular function (GO): ATP hydrolysis activity; microtubule binding; ATP binding
Source: RefSeq, a predicted model, not a curated record
AUAUCUGUUGGCAGGCGUGUUCGUGUUGCCAUUUUCAGUUUUGUAUACAUAUUAUAUUUUUGACCAAAAAGUUAUAAAAAGAGUUUUUCAUUUUAAGCCGAUGCCUAACUAAAAAGGGGUUUGUAAGUAUUUAGGAUUCCAUUGCAAUGGAAGAGAAACUGUCGAUUAAUUAAAGAACAUUUUUUUGUAAGUACAUUUCUGAAUAAUUCAAAGGAAUGGCAAAUACGGGAGGCAGUGUAAAGGAAAUAUGUGAUAAUGUGGCACUUGCAAGAGAAAUGACUGUAUUGUCAAACUAUGAAAAUGCUGUGAUUUAUUAUGAAGGAUCUCUUCAACUUAUCUCCAAAUUUAUUUCUCAAAUAUCUGAUCCGAUCAGAAAAGACAAAUGGCAGCAGAUGCAAAUGAAAGUUAACAAAGAGUAUAAUGCUCUAAGAGAGUUGAAAACAAUAUUAGACACAUUUAAAUUUGAAUGCAGUGGUGAUCUACCUAUAGGUGCUAGGAGAAGGGAUUUGCCACCUGACUCGAGUAUUAUAGAUCUAGGAAUUCCCGGUGACCCAGAUGUUUGGCCUGCACCUACUCCGGUUGACCAUGGAAACGUUCCAAGAACCAAAGUAAAGGCCAGUAGUAACAGAAGAUCAGACAUCAAAAAAGGAGGACAGACUAGUGCGAGAGCAAGUUCUUCCACUACGUCUAGAAGAUCAGAGAUUGUCAAGCCACUAAAUAAAGGCACUAAAAAAGAUGAAAGACCCUCCAGCUCCAAGUCGGAAAGGAACAAUGACAAUGCAAACGAUACAGAAUCUGCUGGUAAAGCGGAGGCAAAAGAGGAGCAACCAGAAGAAAAGAAAUUCGAAUGCAACGGAAUGGAGCGGGAAUUAGCUGACAUCCUAGAAAGAGACAUAGUGCAAAAGAAUCCAAAUAUUAGAUGGGAUGACAUUGCUGAUUUACACGAAGCAAAAAGAUUAUUGGAAGAGGCUGUUGUGUUGCCGAUGUUGAUGCCUGACUUCUUCACAGGUAUAAGGAGACCUUGGAAGGGGGUUUUAAUGGUGGGACCCCCAGGUACAGGCAAGACCAUGCUGGCUAAAGCAGUAGCUACCGAAUGUGGCACAACAUUCUUUAAUGUAUCUUCUUCAACUUUAACAUCGAAAUAUAGGGGAGAAUCUGAGAAAAUGGUCAAAUUAUUAUUUGAAAUGGCGCGAUUCUAUGCUCCAAGCACCAUUUUUAUUGAUGAAAUAGACUCGCUUUGCUCUAGAAGAGGAUCAGAAUCAGAGCACGAGGCAUCUAGAAGGGUCAAGUCCGAACUACUGGUUCAAAUGGACGGAAUUACAGCACACAAUGGGGAACCCGGCAAAAUAGUGAUGGUGUUAGCAGCCACAAAUUUCCCUUGGGAUAUUGACGAAGCUCUUCGCCGCAGAUUGGAGAAGAGAAUUUACAUUCCUUUGCCCACAUUAGAAGGCAGAGAAGCGCUUUUAAAAAUAAACUUACGAGAAGUUAAACUAGAUCCGAAUGUGAAUCUUAAAAACAUCGCCCGCAAACUCGAUGGAUAUUCCGGUGCUGAUGUUACCAAUGUAUGUCGCGAUGCAUCGAUGAUGUCCAUGAGGAGGAAGAUUUGUGGUUUGAGACCUGAUCAGAUCAAGCAAUUACCGAAAGAAGAAUUAGAUCUUCCGGUUACCGCGCAAGAUUUCGAAGAAGCCAUUGUAAAAAAUAAUAAAAGUGUUUCCAAGGAAGAUCUCGGUAGAUAUGAGAAGUGGAUGAAUGAAUUUGGAUCUUCUUGAUAGUUUGAAUAGGCUUCAGGAAAUACUAUUAGUCUUAAUAACACCAUAUACUUAAUACUUUACUCGAUUUUCGAUACUACAAUUCUAUGUAGUUAAUUUUCCAAGUUGCUAACACAACCUGUGGUCAAUAGAUGGUUUAUUGUGCGGGAAUGGCAUUCCUAAUAUAAUUGAGAUGUUUACUUUUUCAAAUAAUUUCGAUAAUGUUGUCUAUUGUUAGUUUUACUAUUGACUUAAAUUUACUCUACUAUUUGUUUGACUACUUUUUGUAUAUUUACCUAUUUAUUGUUGAAUAAUAAAAUAAUGUUUUAAUUCGA